Messenger RNA from Lingula anatina, 2606 nucleotides. Its product is annotated as E3 ubiquitin-protein ligase TRIM56-like. NCBI's taxonomy places the organism in Eukaryota, Metazoa, Brachiopoda, Lingulata, Lingulida, Lingulidae. The record is from RefSeq and is a predicted model, not a curated record. Gene Ontology annotation, molecular function: zinc ion binding.
CUGAUUGCAGGAGGGAGAAUGACAGGCUUAUCGCCCAGUGCAAAGAUAUCAGAAAAAUCUAGCCAAGAAACCAUCUCUAGUAGGAUUUAAAAUGGCAAGUGGGGGAAUGGCAUCAAAUCUGGCAGAAAAAAUCAGCCGAGAUUUUCUCUCCUGUCCGAUAUGUUUUGAACUCUACGAUGACCCUCGUGCCUUACCCUGCCAGCACAUAUUUUGCCUUGGCUGCCUGAAGACACACACAGGAAAAACCAAAGAGGGAGGUCAAUUCAACUGUCCCAUAUGCCGGGGAGAAACCACCCUUCCUGAAAACGGAGCAGAUGGAUUUCCUCCCAGCACUUACAUCACCAGCCUAAAGGAUCAAGUGUUGGCUGCUGAUGAGAAACCCUUGAAUUGUGAUUCCUGUCUCAGAUUGGGGGAGACUGUUGACGGAACACACAGGUGUCUAGACUGCAAGGACUGGCUGUGCCACCAUUGUAAAAAGUAUCACUCCAGCAGUAAACCAUCAGCAACACACCAAGUUGUAACCAUUGAAGAGUUUCAGAGUGGCCAGUACGUGGAAGAAAUAGCAAAGCGAGAAACAGUGUUCUGUCGACUCCACCCAGAGGAGCCAGUGAAGCUCUUUUGUGAACCUUGUGAAGAACCCAUCUGCCAUUUAUGCACAGUGAUUAAACAGUGCCACAAGGAACAUCUGUGCGAGUCCAUUCCUUAUGCAGUUGAAGAAAAACGUAAAAUUCUCCUGGAUGAUUUGAAACAACUUCAGUCAACAACUCUUCAAAACUGCAAGUGCGAAAUUGAAGCUUUAAAAGACAAAGAAGUCUACAUAAACACUCAACAGAACAAAGUUAAAAAGGACAUAGUCUUAUUCUGCAAUGGACUCAUUGCUUAUAUCAAACAACAACAAGAAAAGCUUCAUGCCGAAGUUGACACCACUUUUGCCAUAGAACAGGACAAACUGAAGGCUGAACUGGAAGAGGUAACUCUUAUAAAUUGUUGUAUUACAAGCACAACUUCAUUCACAGAGAAAUUACUUAAGUUCGGCUCUGACUGUGAGAUACUGCGCUUUCACAAACAACUUGAUGAUCAAACAAAACUGCUAAAUGAAAAAAGCAGGAACCAGAGAAGAAAGCAUACAAAGCCCCCAAUGUUCCUCUUUAAUCCAAAUCCAAUUAUUCAUACGGAAUUAACUCAUGCAACCGUAGGUUAUUUCUCAGCAUUGACAAUGAGAGCAGUCUUGCUGGAGAAAUUCUGCACACAAAGCCCAUCUGAUGUCAAAAUGCCAUACUUGACUGGUAUAUCCCUUGACAGGGACGAUAACAUAUUAUUAGCAGACUGCAACAAUCAAAAGGUCAAAGUUUUGCAAAAGGGUUCAGGCAAGCUCCAAGCAGAGUGGUCUGGAGAUGGAGUGUUUGAAUUAAACUGUCCAUGGGAUAUUGCAUGUAACAACAAUGGUGACAUAGCAAUUGCCAACAAAGGCAAUGACCAAGUGCUCGUCCUGGAUUCCAAGUUCAAAGUUAAGAUGGCCCUAAAAGUAGAAGGUUGCACAGGAGUCACAUGGUUGAACCAGAACUGCCUUGUAUGUUUAGGUCAAAUAGGCAUAGUCACAGUAACUGUAAGUUACAACGGACAAAAAAUGGUUAAAUACACGCAUGAUGCCUGUGGUCAACUUCUAUUUCCUGAUCCACGGCAUAUAGAUGUGUUACCCAACACAGAUGUUGUUGUUGCAGACUGGUUGAAGGGCGCAUGUGUUUUGGCAGAGAACAGCAAGUUGAAAUUCACAUACAAAAUAGGUGAUUUUGGGCAAACAUGGGGCGUCUGUGUUGAUCGAGAUGGCUACAUCUUGGUGGCAAACUGUGGCAAUAGCUGUGUUUCCAUACUGCAUCCAAACGGCAAACUUUUAAGCUAUCUGGUACCAGCUGAUCUCAUUUCUGAACCAACAGGCAUUGUUGCUUACAAUAAUGGGAAUAUUGCUGUUGCAGAGGCAAAUGGAAAUGUCAAAAUAUUCAAGUAUUAUGAAAAUUGAGCAUACAUGUAGCUUAAGCCUUAAGAAUAAAACUUAGCAAAAGAAACUCUCAGCACUUCUGUGUAAGUUUUUGCCACCUGUGUGCGUUACAGGCUCACAUAGUUGUUUUUUAUUUGACUGACUCCUGACAUGGAGAUAGCAACUGAUGAAUUGUUUUUUUUUUUUUACUGGCAGUGAAAAAGAGAAAUUAAGAAUUUACAAACAGGUUUACAGAUCGUGUUUUCUCGACAGUUUUGAACAAUAUAUACCUCGGUGAUAACAGGCAUAUUACGGUCUAAUACAAAACCCUGUAAUUCUAAAGUGUAUGUCAAAUGCUUGACCUUAUAAUGAGUACUGAUAAGAUGCUCAAUUUGAGAUAUAAUUCUAACACCCCUCACAAAAAUUUAUUCUUAGGAACAGUAAAAUGUGUUGUAUUGGCAAUAAUUUUACUUUUGUAAAAUCCCCUUUGGACAAAGCAAAUUCUCUGAGGAAUAUGGCAAAAAUUUAAUAAAAUGCUACCUCAAAGUUUGGCAUCAAAUUUGAAAGAAUUGAACAUAUGAAAAAGCAUGAAAUAUUUUUGAAUUACCUCUUGUUAAAUCAAUUUCUAGAU